This is a messenger RNA of Tachysurus vachellii, 4288 nucleotides long. RefSeq names its product neuregulin 1 (gene nrg1). The record is from RefSeq and is a predicted model, not a curated record. Gene Ontology annotation, molecular function: chemorepellent activity; protein tyrosine kinase activator activity. Gene Ontology annotation, biological process: intracellular signal transduction; animal organ development; activation of transmembrane receptor protein tyrosine kinase activity. The transcript has 9 exons. Lineage: Eukaryota; Metazoa; Chordata; Actinopteri; Siluriformes; Bagridae. The coding region runs from base 794 to 2947 and encodes 717 amino acids.
CAUAAAGGAGGUAAGAGGAAGAAAGAAUGCCCAUGUGUGCAUGAGGGAGAGAAGAAGUAGAGAGAAAGAAGAGGAGGAGCAAGAGAGAAAAGAGGCGUGCGCAGUCCUCACUUGUCCAUCCUUCUAUAUUGCGUAGUGAGGUGUGCGCUGCGCUAACAAUCAGUUCCUGCUCUUAUCCCCAGUGCCAGCACAUGGAGAGGAUGGGCAUCUGCAGUUUCUGGAUGAUUCAACACCUCUCUGUACCUACUGCCAGAGCAUGAUAAGGAAGCUCCCCUGUUGGCUGAGCUCCAGCACAACCACUGCACUCCUUUUCUGCUCUCAGGUGCUUGCUGUCCUCCUAUUCGCGCUUUCUAAGCCACGCUGCACUAGAGACCCGAGAGAGGGAUCCACCCCAGGCUGCCUGGUGCAUCUACCUCCUGAGACCACCAUUAUUUAUAGACUUUGUUCUGUUUGCUUUUUACCACAAGUUGCCAAGUAGGAGGAUGAAAUGAGAGUGAAGCCAGGAAAGAAAGGAGUCCAUUCUACAACGGAAGUCGGAGCCACUUCCCGGAUGCUAACAAGGUUAUUCUGUUGCCACUGAAGAGCAUCUCUGCUCGCUAACUCCCUUCCCCCUCCUGCAUGAUCCGAUAAUGGACAACACACUUUAUGAGCCACAAUGUGCGAUGCUGAAAGCACCACCACUAAUCCUCAAGUGUAAGACUCUAAGCUAGGAGACAGGUUUUUGGGGAGUGACCUUUAAAUGAGACGAGGAGAAGAACGGGGCAAGAACGAAAAAAGAGAAUAACUAAUAGCGAUGGAGGCUGCAGGAAUAGAGGAUUCCUCUGACAGACUCGAUGCACCUGAGAACUCCACGUCUGCUGUGGAUCCCUCCACUGAAAACCUUUCUGAAGCAUGUCCUGAAGAGGCUCUUGAAGAAGUGAAGCUGGAGGAGGAGAAGCUUGAAGAGGAGGAAGAGGUAGUUGUUGAGGAGAAUGGCGAGGACCACAGGCUGCUGGGAUGCCUAGGGCUGACUGCUGCUUCCUGCUGUGUAUGUAUGGAGCUGGAACAAGUGCGUAACUGUGUACGCUCAGAGAAGAUCUGCAUUCUGCCCAUUUUGGCAUGUUUGCUGAGCUUAGCACUUUGCACUGCUGGCCUAAAGUGGGUCUUUGUGGACAAAAUCUUUGAGUAUGAACCCCCAACUCAUCUGGAUCCCAAACCUAUUGGUCAGGACCCUAUCAUUAUUGAUGCAGAUCCCACAAUGGGACUACCUGUGUCAUUUUCACGCCCCACCUCAUCUCAAGUCCCUAUCCCAGCUGCUACUUCUAAAAUCCCUGCACGCCCUGAGGUGUUUGUAGAAGGUGAUUCCACAGCAGGUCCUUUUGCACCUGCCUCGCCCAAGGUGACCCGCUUUUUGCCCACCUCUAAAGUGUCCACCCGCUUAAACCCAGCCUCUCAGCCCACCCCCAGUACUACAGCAGAACCUGGCAGGAACAACACACCAAGCCGUCAUGAAUCUAACAACAUAGUUACUAAAAAAUCGCCAGCCAGCACCACAGCAUCAGCCAAGACGUCUAGUCAUAUGAUGCGUUGCAAAGAAGAAGAGAGGAGCUACUGCGUGAAUGGGGGCGAGUGCUUAACUGUGAAUGUCACACCUAACAGCACCAAACACCUCUGCAGGUGCCCAAAUGAGUUUACUGGUGAUCGCUGCCAAAACUACGUAAUGGCCAGCUUCUACAAACAUCAUGGGAUUGAAUUUAUGGAAGCUGAGGAGCUGUAUCAGAAACGCAUAUUAACAAUAACAGGCAUCUGCAUUGCUCUCCUAGUUGUUGGCAUCAUGUGUGUGGUGGCCUACUGCAAAACAAAGAAACAGAGGCAAAAGCUGCAUGAUCGCUUGAGGCAGAGUUUACGAAAGCGAAAUGCCAUGGCUGACAUAGGCAAUGGCUCACAGUACCCCCAAAACCUCCAGCAACCACCGCAAAGCCUGCAGCUUGUUAAUUACUCAUCGAAAAAUGCCGUCCCUGCUCAGCACGUGAUCGAGAAGGAAACAGAAACUUCAUUUACCCUGAACCAGUGCACAUCGCCGACUCAGCCUUCCACUGCCGUUACCGCUAGCCUCAGUCAGGGUUGGAGUAAUAAAAAGCCAGAGAAUGUGGUGUGUGACACUCGUGCGAUCUCUGGGGUACAAAACAGCCGAAAUGGCACUCCGAGCCACCGCGGACGUCUAAAUGCCACCGGAGGAGCCCGAGAUGUCAAAAACUCCAGAGAAACAACGGAUUCCUACAAAGACUCUCCAUAUAGUGAGAGGUUUGUUUCGACCGUGACAACACCGACACGCCUCUCGCCUGUGAAGUUGCUUUCCCCAGCAACACCCUCCUCCCCUCCCUCUGAAAUGUCAGCACCUCUCCCCAGCCUGGCAACCUCUAUCCCUUCCAUGGCGACAAGUCCAUUGGGUGAGGAGGAACGCCCUUUGCUGUUCCUUACGCCCCCACGGCUAAGAGAGAAAUCAGAGGCCACCCGAGCCCAGCAGCUCCGCAACUCGGCCCACUACAACCAUGGCCUGGAUGAGAUGAGCCCUCCAGCCAGCCCGCUGCACAUCCAGGAGGACGAGCAGCAUGAGAGCAUGCAGGAGGACCUCUCUGUUCCCUGUGAACAACCCACAACUGCUGCUGAUAGCCCCACAGCCAUGCACAACUCUAAAAGAACAAAAGCCGGAUCUCAGAACAGUCAGGAUGAGCAGAGUGGAAGCAGCUCUGAAAGCAGCAGCUCAGAAAGUGAGGCAGAGGAAGAGCGCAUGGCCGAGAACACACCGUUCCUUAUACAGAACGCUGCGGUUGCGGGCAUGACUGUGCUUGGGCUGGAGCUGGUAGAGAGCAGCAGGACUAACGCCGCACUGCGCCUCUCCCCACAAGAUGAUCUACAGAGCAGACUAGCCAGCGUAAUGGCUAACCAAGAUCCAAUUGCUGUGUAAAAGUGAACAUACCAUAGAAAAAAGUAAAAGGAUACUUGUAAGAUACUAAGAGUAAACACUAAACAUUUAUUUUCUAUAAAUUAAGUAUUUGAGGGAAAUAAAAAAUAACUUUUAUUUUAGUUAUGUAGUGCAAAAAUCUUUUAUAAAUUAAAUGUGUAUAUAAUGUGUUUGCUUCUUGAAAAAAGUGCCAUUUGUUAUAUAUAUAUAUAUAUGUAUGUAUAUAUGGUCUCAGUAUUUCAAAGGCAGAAACAAUAUCAAUGGUGCCUUUAAUUUCAGCAUGGAGAACUAAAGGAAACUGUGUAAUGACACUGAGCUACAUAUUCAUGACCUUGAGCCAGCAUCCAGCACUGCUGCAAUCCACAAUCGGCUGAAGAAGUUUAAAAAUCCAUAAGAAUAAUAUAAAAUAAAGAAAUAAAAAAAUGAAAAACAGUAAAAAUGAAUCUCAAAGUAUAAAAUUGAGUUACUGUUCAUUACUGUUCCUUCUUUCUCAGCUGGUAAGAAGGUUAUUAAAGCUUAGCACUAGAAAUCUGAGUUAUCAUUGGGCAUGUGAAAGCUAUGAGUCCAGCCAGUUGAAUUUGUCUAGUUUGCCUGUUACUGAAUGAAUAUAUGGCUCACUACGUCAAUAAUUCAACACAUCCGUUGGCUUCACAGUAAUGCAUUGUGGGGAAGGUACAGCACCAAUAUAAGACCUGGUCUACACAGUGUACAGUAAACACCAGGAAAUGUAAGCAUUCGCCCAUCAAUAUUCUUGUACAAUGUUAUAUUAUUUCCAAAGUGUCUGUUGUGUUAUUUCAUUUGACAGAGGUGAUCACUUGUGUAACAGGUUCACUCGCUUAACUGUAUUUUGCAGCGUAAAAAAAAUGAUGCCAGACAAAAAAAAAAACACAUCUGAGUGGCAAACACAGACACUAACUUAUUAUGAAGCUGAAUGGUGAACAAAAAAUGCCUCUGAAUACUACUUCACUUUAUAAAUCUCUGUAUUGUACCUGUAGUGUGUCAGAAGCCAGAAAGUCUUAAAUAAUACCGGUUCAAAUUACAGCUUAAUUUUUUUCACUUUAACAAAAAUGCCCUAAAUCAAGUCUUUGUGUUUGCGUAAGAAUUUGUUUGAGAACUGGGGAAAAGAAUGCUUAAUACUUUCUGCAGAAUUUCAUACCAAUACCUUUUUUUUUUUGUUCCUGAGAUGAUCAGAAACAGCCAUCACAGAAUCUGGCCCAUUUACAUUCUUCAUUUUAUAGUAUUUAUUUUGUCUGUUAUUUAUUUAUUUAUUUAUUUAUUACUUUGGCCUUCUAUAGUCAGUCAAAUAUAGUCUAUAUUUUAAUAGUACUGAAAAUAUACGCUUAA